GUACUAAUCAAAAUUAAAACUAUCUCUUUUCCACUGUCCUGAACACCUUGUUUGAAUAAAAAGAAAGCUGGAAAAGCUUUGCUUCCACAUCAUCAUCACAUCCACCACGACCAGGCUCCUUUUCUAUUUUGUGUGGUGCCCUCUCCUCUCUUGUUGCCUUGUCCCAACCCAAUACAACCUUUUUCUUGCACUUCCCCUCGUUUUGAAAUUCAAAAUUUUUGAACGGCUAACCACCAUUCCCAUGAGAAAAUCUCAUCGUACCAAAACGACAUAAUAAAAAACCAUUAAUGAGGUUCAAGUCCAACAUUGGGCAACUUUGAGGUUUCCCAAAUUUACUCAUCACCCACAAAGCUCCAAACCCCACAGCUCUCAUGGGGGAAACAGUUACCUGUCUCAUGCAGCAGCAGCCAUUCUCUUACACUGCAGGCAUCUCCAAUGAAGCCAAAGAGGGGAACUUGAUCAGCUCACUGGGGCAAUCUGUCUCCUUUGGGAGGUUCACUUCAGAGUCUUUGUCAUGGGAGAAAUGGUCGACUUUCUCUAGCAACAAGUAUGUCGAAGAAGCUGAGAAAUUCUCCCGCCCUGGCUCGGUGGCUGAGAAGAAAGCCUUCUUCGAGGCUCAUUACCGCAAUCUCGCUGCUCGAAAGGCCGCCGCAGAAGCAGCUGCAGCGUUGCUUGAGCAGGGGAAUGGUGGGGAAAUGGAGGAAUCAGAACCAAAUGAGGCUAAUGAACCAAACCCUAGUUUUGGGGUAAAGAUUGAAGCUUUGGUUGAUGUUGAAUCUGUUGAGAGCAAGGAGGAAGGUAAUAGAGAUGGUGGUCUUGAUGGUGCAGAGCAAAUGGAGAAGCCGUUGUUGAAGGUCACGAGAACAAAGUCAAAAGGUUCUGCACGGAAGUCCAGUGAAUCUGAACCAGUUAAGGCCGAUGAAGGUAGAGAGCAGAUGGAGAGGCCAUUGUUGAAGGCAAUGAGAACAAAGUCAAAAGGUUCCUCACGGAAGUCGAAUGAAUCUGAACCAUUUAAGGGCAGUGAUGGUAGACAGCAAAUGGAGGAGCCAUUGUUGAAGGUAACGAGAACAAAGUCAAAAUGUUCUGCACGGAGCUUCAGUAAAUGUGAACCAAACAAGGCCAAUGAACCCAACCCACCACCCGAAAACGAAGCUGUCGAGAGUUCUUGCACAAAGGUAGAAGCUUUGACUGAAGUUGAAGCUAUUGAGAGCAAAGGGGAAAGUACAAACCAAAUGGAGAAGCCAUUGUUGAAGGAUUUCAUCUCUAAUGCAAGUGAUUCUGACUCGUUCACCAAGAAGAAGCCUGCAGUUUCUUUCUCAAGCAACUUGGUUGUAAGAAGAAAAGUUCCAGCAGCCAGAAAUGAAAGCUUGACUGCUACUACUACUCCAGUCAACAAGAGAUCGUCGACACCAAAAUCAAGUCAGAAUAAGGCCAUCAACUUCACUCCUGUGAGAGAGAUCAAUAGAAUAACUUCCACCAUCAUCAGGAAGAUUGAUUGUUCUAGAGCCGGUUCGAGUAAGCCUACGAUGGCUAAAGAUUAUAGCUCAUUAGUUUCAACUCCAUUCAGAACUCCAUCUAGAGAAGAAUCUAAGAAUCACCCAGAAACAACAACCCCACAGUCAGAAUUCUGGGCAAGAACACCUCUUCAUCCAUCAGCAGCAGCAUCAGCCUCUGGAAGCAAGGCAGUUAGGCCAAGAUGGCAUUUCCUACCUACAGAUUGCUCGAAGUUUAUGAGUGGCAGCAGAAACAAAUCCCAGCAGUCACCAUGCUUUCCUACGCCUUUCAGCUUGAGAACAGAAGAAAGAGCUGCAAGACGAAAAGGGAAGCUGGAAGAGAAGUUCAAUGCUAAUCAAGCUCAAAAGGUUCAGUCACAAGCAACAGGCAAGGUAUAGUUAUUGCUAUACCGCCUUCUAUAGUCUUCAAUAUUCGCUAUAGGUCUACUUUCAUUCAACGGUUGUGCAAUUGUAGGAGAAGGCAGAAACAGAAAUGAAAAAGCUGAGGAAGAGCCUUUGCUUCAAGGCCAGGCCAUUGCCAGGGUUCUAUAAGCAAAGAGUAACACCAAAGAACCAGAUGGACAAGGCUCCACUGACACAUCCUUCUCCAUCACAAGAACCAGAGACUUCAACUGCAAAAAUGGUGAAGAAUACUAGUACUAUUCCACAGAUUGUUCAGAGAAGUUCAAGCAAGAACAGUGGCAGAAAUGUGAAGAAGAACGACGACAGCUGCAACAAUCCACGGUGCCUACGUGCGAGACUGAGAGCAACUGCUGCGGAGAAUAGUUGUCCAAAUAUCCAGCAACAAGCAACCUGAAGAUUGCUAGAUGCAAGUUCUUUCGUGGGGGGGUGAGAUCUUGUGAAGCAGGCUUCACAGUAUAGAACAGUACCACUGUCCACAGAGAGGGCCAAGCUGACCUUGUUAUGUCAUUAACCAUUGACCCAUUUUCUUUGAUCUUUCUUUCUACUCUUCAUAGAAUCUGAGCUGAUUAGUUCUUGUAUCUUUUGAACAAUAUCAUGGUUGAGCUUCUGAAAUCUGAAUGACUAAUGUUGAUCCACUGAAAAGAACUUUCUCAUUAUAAUAUGCCACAGCUGUUAGCUAGCUUAAUUACUAAAUGAGAAAGCACAAUUCAUGGUUCUGGUUGCAACAAGCUUGUGAAAAGAUCAAACAACAAUCUUUGCCACAUUUUCAUUGCAAUAUCAUCAUCCUCAAAAAAA
This is a messenger RNA of Linum tenue, 2711 nucleotides long. The record is from the annotation of a GenBank genome assembly. NCBI's taxonomy places the organism in Eukaryota, Viridiplantae, Streptophyta, Magnoliopsida, Malpighiales, Linaceae.